AUUUCAUAAAAAAAAAACUGAAGUACUUCUGAAAGCAGUAAGCUUUCCUAUAAAUAUCAGUAACCACACUCAAUCGAAUGAGUAUAAUUUGAGAAAAUUCAAAAACAAAACUGUGAGUUUUUAAAUGAAAGUUUAUAUUUGGAAACUUAUAACACUCUGCACAAGCUUAUCUAUAGCAUUUGCAAUUGAGCGAUCAGUUUGGAUGCCAUCAUGUUCCACAUAUAUCGAAAAUACUUUAAUUCCACAUCCCGGUGAUUGUCGGAAAUUCUUUGUAUGCAUUCAUGGAACUGCAAUUCCAGUCUCUUGUCCAUAUGGUUUAAAUUGGAAUCCAACAUUGAACGAAUGUUCAACUAUAUCUGCGUGUGAAAAUGAUGAACGUCGUAAUAGAGUACCAAAAUACAAUCCACUUUGUCCACUUGAUGAAAAUCCAGCAAAUCCCACACAUCUACCGGAUAAAUAUGAUUGUAGAAAAUUUUACGAAUGCGAAAGUGGAUUUGCAUUUCAAAUGAUAUGCCCAAAUGGAGAGCACUGGAGUGUGGAACAUGACAGUUGUAAGGAACCAUCUUUGGCCAAUUGUAAAUACUCACAGAAAGCGAUUGGAACUAGUCAACUGAAUCAUGCAUGCCCAUUAAUAGAUAAUCCAAACAAUCCAACGCUUCUUCCUCAUCCAGAAGAUUGUACAAAAUUUUACAAGUGUUCAUUUGGAAGAAGUUAUAUAGUUUCUUGUCCAUUUGGAUUACAUUUCAACACCGAUAUAAGUCGCUGCGAUAGUCCUUUCAAAGCCCAGUGUGUUCAGAAAAAACUUACAACAUUGUCAACAACGGAAACACCACCAACACCUACCAUCAAGACAUCAUCAACACCCCAAACAAAUUUUAACACUGAACCUACGAUCAACACAUCACAAACCCAACCAAGUUCUACUACCAAACGAAUUCCAAAUCUUCCAAUUUGCCCAGAAAACGGUGUCAAAAACUUUGGCAUACCCGGACAAUGUAAUAAAUAUUUUGCUUGCAGUCAAGGCAAGCUCUAUAUGAUGACUUGCCGUGCAGGACGUGAAUGGAGUGAGAUAGCAAGUGGAUGUGUCAAAUCAUCUGUCGCUGGAUGUUCAGUCGUAAUAACGAAUGGAUUAAGUCUUAAUAUUUCAACAAGAAAACCAGUUAAACCCGUUUUAUCUUCUAACACUCAGAAGCCAUUAGAAGCUACAACUAGAUCAACAAAGUGCAGUCAAGGUGUUGGAUUUUUAUCUCAUCCAACAGAUUGUCAUAAGUUUUUCGUGUGUGAUAAUGGCAGGCCAGUUGAAAUGUCAUGUCCCAGUGGAUUGUAUUUCAGUCGAUCAACUUCUAGCUGCCAAUGGAUAGAUAGUGAUUGUUAAAUUUGUCUAUGAAUAAAAAUUGAUCGAACAACA
Messenger RNA from Episyrphus balteatus (marmalade hoverfly), 1408 nucleotides. Its product is annotated as probable chitinase 10. Lineage: Eukaryota; Metazoa; Arthropoda; Insecta; Diptera; Syrphidae. The coding region runs from base 125 to 1375 and encodes 416 amino acids. Gene Ontology annotation, molecular function: chitin binding. Gene Ontology annotation, cellular component: extracellular region. The record is from RefSeq and is a predicted model, not a curated record. The transcript has 2 exons.